ACUUAUCAUCAUAAUGAUAAUUAACCUUUAUCAACGAUAACCGCUUUACUUUGGACCAAGUGGCAUUAAUGUCAAUCGGCAUCGAGUUUCACGUGCGUGAUAUAUCUAUUUGAUUGGCUUAUAUCGUUAAAUGGAAUAAGGUACAGCAUCGUAACAAAAUGAUAGCCACCUGGAGAUUCUUGAUCAAAAAUAGUCCCACUGUUUCUCAGGGACUAAAUAUUACAAGAACGUUAUCUACAGAGAAGAAAUAUGUACAGACGACGGAAAGAGAUGGGGUCAGAACCAUCCGUUUAAGCGAUUCUGCCUCGUGUAACUCCCUAUCGUUGGAGAUGUUAAGGAGUCUGCUAAGAGAGAUAAAAAGGGACAAGGAUAACAAGGAUCUUCGAUCGAUUUUACUGAUGUCCGACUCUGAAAAAAUGUUUUCCGCCGGACAUAACUUGAAGGAACUGACAGUUAUAAACGCUAAGUUCCACAAGGAAGUGUUUGAGACCUGUGCAGAAUUGAUGCGAGCCAUUAGUCAGAGUCCAGUGCCAGUGAUCGCGGCAGUGGACGGUCUGGCAGCUGCAGCUGGCUGUCAAUUGGUCGCGGCAUGUGACAUCGCGGUAUGCACGGAAAGAAGUUCCUUUUCCACUCCAGGGGCAAAUAUCGGGAUAUUUUGCUCGACCCCGGGCAUACCUCUAGUGCGUAACAUGCCAAGGAAAAACGCGAUGUAUAUGCUCUUCACUGGACUCCCUAUUUCCGGCAGAGAAGCUUACGAGUAUGGUCUCGUUAGCAAAGUCGUGCCGAAUGAUAAGCUCGACGAGGAAGUCCGUCAAAUUACAGAUGCGAUCAACGCGAAGAGUCGUUCAGUUGUACACAUUGGCAAAACAUUCUUAUACGAACAAAUGGAUCUCGAUAUAUCAACGGCGUAUUUUCUCGGCGCUGAAAAAAUGGUGAACAAUCUAAAAAUGAAAGAUGCACAGGAAGGAAUACGAAGCUUUUUGGAAAAGAAAAAGCCAAAUUGGUCACAUGAUUAUGAUAAGAAUUAAUUACGCUAAUUAUGCGAGAUUUUAUUGUUUGUAUUUUUCUCGUCAAAAACAGAUCUUGAACUAUCGCUAUAACUAUGUAUUUAAUGUAAUAUCUUUUUAUAUGU
Molecule: messenger RNA, 1132 nt
Organism: Camponotus floridanus (Florida carpenter ant)
Lineage: Eukaryota; Metazoa; Arthropoda; Insecta; Hymenoptera; Formicidae
Product: enoyl-CoA hydratase domain-containing protein 3, mitochondrial
Exons: 6
Coding region: 159-1028 (289 amino acids)
Cellular component (GO): mitochondrion
Molecular function (GO): hydro-lyase activity
Source: RefSeq, a predicted model, not a curated record